AUGAAGUUGAGUUUGCUUGCCAACGCAGGCCUCCUCGGCCUUGCCGCUGCCUUGCUAGGCCGUGAACCGCCAGGCCACGAGUACCUGCGCCUGCCGUGGUACAGCCGGUCUCCCUGCCCUGGCCUCAAUGUCAUGGCAAACCACGGCUGGCUUCCUCGCUCGGGCCGGGAUAUCGACCUGGCCUCGCUGCAGCAUGCCGUGGUGGGCGCCUUCAACUACGCGCCCCACGCGUUCGACGGCGCCUUCCAGGCCGCCAUCGACUUCAACCUCUCGACGACGGGCAACCCGUCGACCAUCCACCUGGCCGACCUGGCCAAGCACGACGCCAUCGAGUUCGACGGCUCGCUGUCGCGCAACGACUACGCCCUGGGCGACAACCUGCACUUCGACCCGGCCAUCUGGCACACCGUGGCCCAGUACCUCGGCCUCUACCGGACGGGGCCGUCCAAGGCCGACAAGUACGUCACCGUCGAGACGGCCGCCCGCGCCCGCGCGCAACGCGUGCGCGAUGCCAUGCGCGCCAACCCGCACUUCAACGCCUCUACCAACGAGAUGUUCGGCAGCCCCGGCACCACCGCCCUGUAUCUGACCACUCUGUGGGACGACAAGGCGGAUGCCGCGCCAAAGGCCUGGAUUCGCGCUUUCUUUGAGGAGGAGCGCAUCCCGUAUCGCGAGGGUUACAAAGCACCUCAAACGCAGAGAGGCAAUGACACCAUCAACGCCAUGUUUGCCAGGGUCACGGCCGUGCCGGUGUCAGUGAAAUCCCGGGCGGUUCGACUUCCACUCCACUGA
This is a messenger RNA of Thermothielavioides terrestris NRRL 8126, 792 nucleotides long. RefSeq lists its product as uncharacterized. NCBI's taxonomy places the organism in Eukaryota, Fungi, Ascomycota, Sordariomycetes, Sordariales, Chaetomiaceae. The coding region runs from base 1 to 792 and encodes 263 amino acids. The record is from RefSeq and is a predicted model, not a curated record. The transcript has 3 exons. Gene Ontology annotation, molecular function: peroxidase activity.